Messenger RNA from Neltuma alba, 768 nucleotides. Its product is annotated as pentatricopeptide repeat-containing protein At2g46050, mitochondrial-like. The coding region runs from base 1 to 768 and encodes 255 amino acids. Gene Ontology annotation, molecular function: protein binding; RNA binding. NCBI's taxonomy places the organism in Eukaryota, Viridiplantae, Streptophyta, Magnoliopsida, Fabales, Fabaceae. The record is from RefSeq and is a predicted model, not a curated record. The transcript is spliced from 4 exons. Gene Ontology annotation, biological process: RNA modification.
AUGGAGCUUCUCAGAAUGAUUAACUUCGCAGUCACCGACGAAGUCGCGCUGCUUGAAGGGAUUUACAAGACCAACGAGCAAGUCAACUAUGUAAACUACAAUCUUAUUACCCCUGAAUCAUCAAAGCGUAACUUCUCUCAAAUCCUGUGUGAACUACAGUCUUGCAUUGUGGAGGCAUCUCGUGAAUGUAUCAAGUAUCAGACAUGCUUUAAGCAGCUCAAGCGAAUCCAUGCCCUCUCUGUGACGCUUGGAAUUCUACCCAAUUUCCAGUCUUUGGCUUGCAAUCUUUUAGAAACUUACAAGAAUCUGGGCAAGCUACGAGACGCUCAAAAUAUCUUCAACCAGAUUCAACGUCCAGACAUUGUGUCUUGGACAUCCCUCCUUAAUCUCCACCUCCACUCUAAUCUUCCCGCCGAAUCCCUUGCUGUCUUUUCCCUUUACAUAGACAGUGGAUUCAGACCGGACAGCUUUUUGGUUGUCGAAGCUUUAUUGUCAUGUGGUCGUGGCAAGGAUUUGAUCAGAGGAAGGGCCAUUCAUGGGAUGAUCUUAAGGAAUCAUUUAGACGUGAAUUCUAUUGUGGCUUGUAGUCAUUUAGGAUUAGUCCUUGAGGGAAAAAUGUUGUUCAACAGAAUGAGUCAUUACCAUCAUUUGAAACCCAACAUUCAGCAUUAUGGAUGCCUAGUUGAUCUUCUUGGCCGAGCAGGGUUUCUUGAAGAAGCAAAAGAUGUGAUUGAAAUGAUGCCUAUUGAACCUGAUGCUGCAAUCUGA